Penicilliopsis zonata CBS 506.65 is the source of this 4214-nucleotide messenger RNA. RefSeq lists its product as hypothetical. Lineage: Eukaryota; Fungi; Ascomycota; Eurotiomycetes; Eurotiales; Aspergillaceae. Bases 267 to 3971 code for a protein of 1234 amino acids. The record is from RefSeq and is a predicted model, not a curated record. Gene Ontology annotation, cellular component: Set1C/COMPASS complex. The transcript is spliced from 2 exons. Gene Ontology annotation, molecular function: nucleic acid binding; histone H3K4 methyltransferase activity; protein binding.
AUUACUUUUAAUAAAUUAUUCUCUUUCUCCCUCCCCUCUUAUUUAAUACCCAUGUUUGCGCCCCAUACAAGCUUAAACAGAUAAAGUUUAAACUUCUUUCAGCAAGCCUUCUUUUAAUAUUUGUGAUACCUUCAACUUUUUGCCAAUCGACCGCGGUAGGGGGGUUUCUGGACUAGAUGCGACGGGGAUAGUCAAUAGUGGAUCUACCAAGGAUGAUGUUCUUUGAUCGCGACGACCUCACGCGUGGCUUGUAGCCAUCUUUGACAAUGUCUCGCUCUUCGGCCGGCUUUGCUGACUUCUUUCCAACCGCGCCUGCCGUCCUACAGCAAAAACGCAGAAGAGCGACACAAGAACAACAACCGCCUGAAUCUCAAGAUGACCGGGUGAAUACUAUUGAAUCUUCCUCUCUAUCCACAGAACUACCCUUAGCGGUCGACAAUCCAGUGGUCGGGGUCAAGACUGGCGGUAAUACAACUACAAGGUCGGGCGAGGAACUUUCGGAAGGUCUAGGUCUCGGAUCUACCAAUUUCAAAAGCAGAGGCUGCUCAGUGCCUCCAGGAGGCGUCAGUGUUGAUGGAAUCCAUCUCGAUACCCUUACACCGCUCACCAAUGGGGAGUCUUCUCCGCCGCGCAAAGCACCCAGUCCUUCGGACGCGAAAAUGGACGAUGAGUUCACAGAAGACGGCGCACACAGCGGUCCUCAAGGUGAUUCGAAGUUAGCCUUGAAUCAGAUUUGUGCUCCGCCUACUCCUCUGUCUCAAAGUCGCCAUAUUGAAAGCGCAAUCAAAGGCUGGAAGGUGGCCUAUGAUCCCGAUCUUGAUAAACGUUCAUCAUCGAAGGAAAAGAAGAAGAAGGUCCAGUACGUGAGCUUUGUUGCAAACGAAGAUAAUAGUCCUGGCUCAGAUCCGCGGUUAAAAAUAGUUAACUAUAACCGUGGCGCUGCUUGCAAACAAAAGUCGAAAUAUCGACCGGCUCCCUACCUUCUCAAGCCAUGGCCUUAUGAUGCUACAACAACUAUAGGGCCUGGGCCUCCAACACGAAUUGUGGCCACAGGCUAUGAUCCAUUAACACCCAUCGCUCCGAUCAGCGCUCUCUUUGCUAGCUUCGGGGAAAUCUCAGAAAUCAACAAUCGCACCGACCCUAUUACUGGCAGUUUCCUCGGUAUCUGUUCGAUACAAUACAAGGAUAGCCUUUCUUUUCGUGGCAACGGGCCUGUUCUGGCAGCAAGCGCGGCGCGUCGUGCAUAUCUCGAAUGCAAGAAAGAACAACGUAUCGGGACUCGCAGAAUUAGGGUUGAAUGGGAUCGCGACGGGACUACCUCGGAUCGCUUAGUCUCAAGAGCCAUUACUUCCCAGAGAGCCGAGCUUCGUGGGAAUCUACAAAAUGGCGAGGAACGUGAUACAGAGACAAAGGCUGAAAAAAAUGAACCUCCCCUGACUGCACCCAAGGGCCCAUCGGGGAGAAUUUCUAUUCGCACUGCUUUUCCGCCACCCGAAGGUCCGCGAGCGGCAUUGAAGCCUGCAGUGCCAUCCUUGAUCGAAGAAACCCCAAUCCUCGGCCAGAUCAAGCGUGACCCAUACAUAUUUAUCGCGCACUGUUACGUACCAGUCCUCAGCACAACCGUGCCGCAUCUAAAAAAGAGGCUCAAACUGUUCAAAUGGAAAUCGAUCCGCUGCGACAAGACCGGAUACUAUGUCCUCUUUGAAAAUUCUAGAAGAGGUGAGGAGGAAACGGAACGAUGCUACAAGAUCUGUCAUAUGAAGCCUCUUUUCACUUAUAUCAUGAACAUGGAAAGCCAGCCAUAUGGUAAUCCUAAUUACGAGCGCAGCCCGAGCCCUGAGAGACUUCAGGCUGAACAUAAACAGAGAUCAGAGAAGGAGAGAUUGAAAAAAGAAGCAGAGCUUGAUCUUGAGGAAGAGAAAAGGCAAAGAGCGAUUGAUUUAGACCCUUGCAAAGAAGUCUUAUCUAUCAUAAUCAGUGAACUGAAAGAUAAACUGCUUGACGAUGUCAAAUCGCGCAUCGCUGCUCCAGCUCUGUACGACUAUCUUGACCCAGACCGACAUGCACCGAAAAGGAGGAAGCUGGGGCUUCCUGAUCCAGAGGGUACCAAACGGCUAUCCUUUCAGAUCGGCAUUGAGAAUAGUCUUGGAUCUCACGACUCUGAUAUAAGGCUGCCUCAUUCCAGGGCACCGUUUGGGGCAUCAAAUAUGAAUAUACUGGCUCUACCACGCAUCAGAAAAGCUCACGGUCUGGAUCGAACCGAUACGGUGUUUCUAGAUGAGAGACGGAAACAAUCCUCACGGAAAACAAGGGUCAGGCCUCUCUACCAUCGUUUACAGCAGCUUCAUGAAGUUGAGGAUUCGGAUGAGGAACUGCAAAGUCCGUUUGGUCAAGAUACCGAUAGUAGGCCACCAAGCCGAGCAACAUCGAUUAGCUCCGAUUCAGAAAACGAUAAUGAUUCUGGUACGGAGACCUUGGAUACUUCAACGACAAAAGGAAUCCUUGCUUUUGAGAACGAAGGCGACAAUGAUGCCCCGGACAGCUCGGUUGAUGGGCAGUCGCUUUCUGAUUUCAGUAACCUUCUUUCAACUUCGAAUCGCAAAAGGAAAAGACUCAACCAAGAGCUUGAAGCGCGAAAAAGACAGAAAGAUGAUUCCCUUUUUGGCCUGGCUCAAUCCCCUGAGGACACAGACAGCGAUAUUCAGGGCCGCAGUGCAAACACAUUGGUUUCCGGGUCAGAUACCAUUGAUCCAGGGAUUAUACAAGAGGACCUGGGUAUUGCCUCCACGCCAUUAGAGCAGGGGAAAAUGGAAAUGGUGGCGAGUGAGCCUCUAGAAGAUAUCAAAGAGUUACGAAAGCCGGUUGAAGAUGGCUUCAAAGAGACAGACCAAACAACUGGUCUCCCUUCAGCAGUUUCCUACUCUAACAGAAAGCUUGCCAGGCCUAAAGAAGCAAAGAUAGGGUGGGAUGUCUCUUACGACGAGCCCCGUGCGACUGUCGAGGAUGACGAUACCAUCAUACAAGACCUUGAUGGAUGGCAAUGCAUUGUCAAAGACGACGAAGACUUGAGAUUCCUUCGGGAGGUUCUGGUAGACCAAUUGAAGUUCAACAUCGGAAAUCUAGCUGCCUGGGCAUGGAGACAAAAAGAAAUAAAGGCGCUUAAUCGCUCCGGGGAAAGAGGCAUAGUCCGCAAUGAAACCUUGAUUGACGGCUACUAUAAAUCUAAUAUCGCAGGUUCUGCUCGCGCAGAAGGCAAGAAGAGGAUUUUGGAAUCAGAGAAGUCGAAGUAUCUACCACAUCGAAUCAAGGUCCAAAAGGCCCGCGAGGAACGCGAGGCCAGAGCAAAGAACGACCCGCAAGCUACGGCCGCUGAAGCCGCGAGGAUUGCUGCUGCAAAGUCCAUCUCCAAAUCAACGUCUAGGUCGACCCGGGUAAACAAUCGUCGCCUUAUUGCAGAUAUCAAUGCACAAAAGCAAGCUCUCCCGACCCAGCAAGGAGAGGGAGAUGUCUUGCGCUUCAAUCAAUUGAAGAAGCGAAAGAAGCCUGUUCGCUUUGCGCGCUCUGCAAUUCAUAACUGGGGCCUCUAUGCCGAGGAGAACAUUGCUGCAAAUGAUAUGAUCAUCGAGUAUGUUGGAGAGAAAGUGCGGCAGCAAGUUGCAGAUAUGCGGGAAAGAAGAUAUUUGAAGAGUGGAAUUGGGAGCAGCUAUCUUUUCCGGAUUGACGAAAAUACAGUCAUAGAUGCAACGAAGAGAGGAGGGAUAGCGAGAUUCAUUAAUCAUAGUUGCACGCCCAACUGUACUGCCAAGAUCAUCAAAGUCGAUGGCAGCAAAAGAAUCGUUAUAUACGCUCUCCGGGAUAUUGAAAGAGAUGAGGAACUGACCUACGAUUAUAAGUUUGAAAGAGAGUGGGAUAGUGAUGACCGAAUCCCAUGCCUCUGCGGGUCUACAGGCUGCAAAGGGUUUCUUAACUAAGAUCUUUGGGGAAAGACCCCUCGUGGAAACAAUUUACUCGAUGACCUUUCUUAAGAUGGGAUUGAAUUACAUUCGUCAUCUGGCUGAAGUAGCAAUUAAUUUUCUUACAGAUGUUUCCUUGACUCGGAAAUGUCUUCGUCCUUGGUUGCAGACAAAGUCUGUGGUUGCAAAGAAAUGAUCAUCUUAUUGUAUAAUAAAGAAGCUACGACUGUAAUGUCACAAAUGAAUUGCAUGAGUCUUGGG